AGAACACUGGCGCCAUCUGCUCAUCAUUUCUUGCCCCUCGGCCCUCGCUACGUUUCAAAUCUAUAAAGCCACGACGUCGACGACCGAUCAUGGCCGUUCGAUCAAAACCGUCCAAUCCCAUUCUCCGUCCAACCUCUCUCUCCCUCGAACGAAUCCUCAAAACCCAGCAAAACCUCAGAAAAUCCUCUCCACGAAUCUGGAGAGAAGAAGAAGACGAAUGCACCGAUGGGGUGCGCACGUUAAAACUCAGCCACCCCAUCCUGCGCAUUCUAGAAUCCUCCACUGGAACAAUCUCGGAAUUCAACCAGAUCCACGCCCAGCUCAUCGUCUCCGGCCUCUCCCAACACUCUCUCUCAGCGGGCCGCGCCAUCAAGAAGCUCUGCAACUCUCCAUCCUCCCUGGGUCACGCCGUCUCUCUCUUCCUGCACCUCGACACGCCCGACGCCUUCGUCUGCAACACUAUCAUUCGAUCUUUCCUAAAAUUCAAUGGCCCUGAUAAGGCGCUCAGCUUCUACCACCGCCAAAUGCUUGAAAAAGACGUCCCGCCUAAUCAUUACACCUUCCCCCUUCUAGUGAAGAUCUGUGCCGAUCUGGGUUCAAUCCAGGAAGGUGAGAAGACCCAUGCCCGGAUCGCGAAGCUUGGGCUGGAAUCCGAUCUGUUCGUGCAGAACUCGUUGAUUCAUAUGUACUUCUCGUUUGGGAGGAUCAAGUCUGCAUGUCGGGUGUUCGAUGCAAGUUGUGAGUCAGACAUGGUCACCUGGAAUUCGAUGGUUGAUGGAUACGCGAAGAAUGGGCGGAUUGAUGAUGCUCGUCAGAUCUUCGACGAGAUGCCUGAGAGAGAUGUCGUGAGUUGGAAUGCGAUGAUUGCAGGGUAUGCGGCUACUGGGGAUUUGAAGAGUGCCAAGGAGCUGUUUGGGGCAAUGCCUGUUAGAGAUGUAGUUUCUUGGAAUUCUAUGAUUGAUGGGUAUGCUAAGAUUGGAGAAGCUUCACUUGCUCGGGAGCUUUUUGAUCAGAUGCCGGAUCGGAAUGUGGUGACCUGGAAUACUAUGUUGGCUCUUUGCGUUCGGAGUAAAGAUUAUAGAGAGUGUCUAAGAUUGUUUGAUAUGAUGAUGGUUGAAGGAGAGACAGAGCCGAAUGAGGCAACCCUUGUCAGCGUUCUGACUGCUUGUGCGAAUUUAGGCAUGCUCGAUAGAGGAAAAUGGGUUCAUUCCUAUCUCAGAGAAAAUAGAAAGAUCGAACAUGAUGUGUUACUAUUGACUGCUCUACUGACAAUGUAUGCCAAAUGUGGGGAUAUGGAUUCGGCAAGAGAAAUCUUUGAGAAGAUGCCUGAGAGGAGCGUCGUGUCGUGGAAUUCUAUGAUAAUGGGGUAUGCAAUGCAUGGGCAUGGCGAGAAGGCACUGGAGGUGUUCUUAGAGAUGGAGAAAAGAGGGCUGAUGCCAAACGAUGUCACUUUCAUAUGUGUCUUGUGUGCCUGUGCCCAUGGAGGGAUGGUGUUGGAGGGGUGGUGGUAUUUCGAUCUCAUGCGCCGUGUUUACAAGAUUGAACCCAAGGUCGAGCACUAUGGUUGUAUGGUUGAUCUCCUCAGCCGUGCCGGUUUGUUGAGGGAUUCGGAAGAGCUUAUAAAGAAGAUGCCAAUGGAGCCAGCCCCGGCCUUGUGGGGUGCUCUGUUGUCCGCUUGUAAAACCUAUUCAGAUUGCAAGCUUGGGGAGAUUGUGGGAAAACGCCUUAUAGAGUUGGAGCCGAGCGAUGUCGGGCCCUAUGUGCUGUUGUCAAAUAUUUAUGCAGCAGAAGAUAGAUGGGAUGAUGUUGAGAAGGUGAGGAAGAUGAUGAAGGAGAAGGGUUUGCAGAAAACUGCAGGGCUUAGCUUGGUUGAUCUUAGUGGGCCUGAUUCCAUGUCUUUUAUGCAAGAAACUUCAGCCCAUAAGAAGAGCAUGGUGUAUUCCAUGUUGAGUGAGAUGGGUAAUCAGAUGAAGUUGUCAUGUAGAAAUUUUGUUGUGACAGGCAGAGAACUCUAGGUCGUGUUUUGGAUGCACUUGUAAAUUGAAUUGCAGACAUUUCUAGCUUUAAAACAACAUAAUUGCAAUUUGAAGCCAAUCCCUCAGCAUGAAUGCUAUAUACUAAGGAAAUUAUGUGGUUAUCUCCACUCUAUUAGGCUAAUAAUUGCAAUUCUAUUCAAUAGUGCAUCCAAACACACCCUUGCCCUAAACAAUCAUUAUGCAAACUGUAUCUUUGUUGCAUGUUGUAUAGUAUAAUUGAAAAGAGAUAGACAUAUCAGGAUUCUUUUUC
This is a messenger RNA of Magnolia sinica, 2286 nucleotides long. Its product is annotated as putative pentatricopeptide repeat-containing protein At5g37570. The record is from RefSeq and is a predicted model, not a curated record. NCBI's taxonomy places the organism in Eukaryota, Viridiplantae, Streptophyta, Magnoliopsida, Magnoliales, Magnoliaceae. Bases 90 to 2015 code for a protein of 641 amino acids. Gene Ontology annotation, molecular function: protein binding; RNA binding. The transcript has a single exon. Gene Ontology annotation, biological process: RNA modification.